AUGGUUGUGCACAGUUUUUAUGUUAUAAAUCGAAGUGGUGGUUUAAUAUUUUCCUAUGAACAUUCGAUACCAAAAAUUGAAUUAGAAAAAACAUUUAGCUAUCCACUGGAUUUUGUUCUUAAGCAAGGUCAAAAAGGUGUUGCUGUUGAGUUUGGUCAACGUGAUGGAAUCAAAGUUGGCCAUACAAUUCUAUCUAUUAAUGGAGUACCCACCCGAGGAAAUAAUAUUGAUUUUUCUUCUCCAUCACCAUCAGCAACUACAGAUGAUGAUCAACCAGUAGCAACAUCAACAAGUCAUGAUGUUAUUGAAUAUUUGUCUGAUCCAGUAAAUUAUCCUGUAACAAUAAAAUUUGGUCGAACAAGAUUAAAUGGUAAUGAAAAAUUAAUCUUAGCUUCAAUUUUUCAUUCUAUGUAUGCGAUCGCAUGCCAAUUGUCACCCGAACUCAAUUCAACUGGCAUACGUGAAUUAGAGACCGAUCAAUUCAAACUUAAUUGUUUUCAAUCGGUUACUGGUAGUAAAUUUAUUGCAUUAACGGAUAUAAAACAAGUUAAUGUCGAUGCAUUAUUAAAACGCUCCUAUGAAUUGUACACUGAUUAUGCAUUAAAAAAUCCAUUCUAUUCAGUCGAACAACCGAUUUGGUGUCCUCUAUUCCAAGAGAGUGUUAAGCAAGCUAUUGACUCUUUAGAAAAAACUGGUUUACCUAAUGCAUAA
This is a messenger RNA of Rotaria socialis, 711 nucleotides long. The record is from the annotation of a GenBank genome assembly. Lineage: Eukaryota; Metazoa; Rotifera; Eurotatoria; Philodinida; Philodinidae.